Messenger RNA from Hirundo rustica (Barn swallow), 1139 nucleotides. It is a transcript of the gene MILR1, whose product is annotated as mast cell immunoglobulin like receptor 1. Gene Ontology annotation, molecular function: transmembrane signaling receptor activity. The coding region runs from base 42 to 1013 and encodes 323 amino acids. Lineage: Eukaryota; Metazoa; Chordata; Aves; Passeriformes; Hirundinidae. The transcript is spliced from 9 exons. Gene Ontology annotation, biological process: cell surface receptor signaling pathway. The record is from RefSeq and is a predicted model, not a curated record.
CUCAUGUAACUCCACCAGCUCUCUUGCCCAGUGACCAGAAAAUGUUUUUUCUCGCAAUUCUGCUGUUUUGCUACCCUCAAAUACCUCAUCAGAUACAGAAGAUUACUGCAAAUGGCAAAGAGAUGCUGCCCAAUCCCAAGCUUGUGCUGGUUCAGGGCACUUUGAACGUGGUGAUGAAGCAGAACGUGACCCUCUCCUGCCUCUCCAAGCCUGGAUCUCCACCUGUCAGAUACACACUGUUCAAGUACAACCAGCAGGUAUCUGCUUUAAACAGGUCAGACUUGAGCCCUGCACUGUUCACCCUGACCAUCAGCUCUGCCAGCGACCUGGGGGAAUACAAGUGCAAAGCCGAGUAUAACAACUCCAGCGCUGGAAAAUACAGCAACAGCCUCAACUUCACCUUCAUAGAGCCAAUUUCCAAACCAGUGCUGAGCUCACCCACCUCUCAGGCAAAGAAAGGCCAGAACGUGACCCUGUCCUGCUUCUCGGAGAAUGGAUCUCUUCCCAUCACGUAUCUAUUCUUCAAAGGCUCACAAAACAUUUCUCCCCAAAAGACGAUGCAGAAGAGGGAAGCAGCUGUGAUUUUUCUAUUUAUCGAUUCCCUUAGUGACUUUGGAACCUAUAAAUGCAAAGCUAGUAAUAGUUUUCCCAAUAAUACAAAAUACAGCAACGCUUUCAACUUUACAUUAGCAGAAGAGAGAAGCCAUUCUCAGCCCCUGGUAAUUUCUCUUGGGCUGAUCCUGCUACUACUCAUAAUAGGAUCUGCUCUGGCAAUUCCAUUUUUCGUAAUACCUUUGUAUAAAGCAAAAAAAUUUAAGUCUACCAGGCCCUCAAUUGGCCUUACUUCAACAGUGAAUGCAGAGGAGUCUGAAAAUGAAGUCAUAUACUCAGAGAUUGAGCCUUUUGAACCAGAAGAAGAAUACAUUAACUUCUCCGUCAUUAGAAGAGAAGAGGAAACAGCAGCGAAGAGAGCAUGUUCUACAGUCUAUUCAAAGGUCCUCAUCAGAGACUGAGUACCAGGUAACCUGGAAGACCCAGAUUCGACACAAAACAGAUGCAUCACCACGUUUUAGCAGAACUGUUUCCAGAGAAACCACUGAGUCCAUAAAGAUGCUGAAACCAGUUCAGGCAAAGAUGUC